AUUGUCCUUCACAAAUGUGACCUUUUUGAAAUUGUGUUUACAUUAGAGAUGGUCAGCCUUCCAGGAAUAGGGAAUUUUAACUACUCAAAAAACAUGCGAAUUGAGGAUCUGUUAAUGAGAAAAAGGGCCAGUGAAAUUGAGAAAUUCAUGCAAUGGGAGAAGCAUUCGAAUUAUCUCAACCACUCAAAUGUAAGAGCAGAAAAGGAAAAAGAGUGGUCAUCAAACAAAUUCUUAAAACAAAGCCAAAUGGCUUAUGCAGAGCAAAAUAAAGAGCAGAAUGAUAAAAAUCUCGAGGAAAGAAGGAGAAAAUUGCUUCAUCUUUUGGAAUGUGAUGCAGAAAACGAGAAGAAUUUGCUCGAGGUAUAUACUGAGCGUUCUAAGGGAAAAUCUGCUAUGUUGAUUCGGUCGACUGCAUUAAAGCAAGCACGUGACUUGGAAAAAGCAAAGAUUGCUGAAAAACUCCUAGCAGAACAUUUCAGAAAAAACAACCCAGAUUUGAGGGAGUUGGCGCGAGUGGCUGGUCAAAAUCAUUUGGUAGAUGGUUGGAGGGAACAAUUAAAUGAACGUAGUGAGUUGAAACAAUCAGAGACAAUGAAUGAAAUUGUCAAUGAAGAAAUUGAAUCAGAAACUAAAAAACGUGAUGAAAAACAAGCUGAAUUAUUGGAAUUACAACGUUUACAAGCUAAAGAAAAACAUUUAGAGCAUCUUCGACAACAAUUGGAUGAAUUAAAUUCACGUGAAAAAGAGGCAAAUAAAUUAGUUGAAAAAGAAAAAGCAUUAAUUAAACAAUUAGCUCAGAUUGAUCGAUUAGAAAAAGAACGACGUAAAAUUGAAGAAAAAUGUCAACGUGAGCUAUAUGGACGUGCACUACUGCAUCAACAUCAAACAGCGUUAAGAAAACGUUCAGAAUUUAUACAAUCUGAAUUAAAAGCUGAUUUAAAUUGGUUAAAUCAGUUAGCUGAACAAGAAAAUUUAGAUUAUGAAAAUGCUAUGGAGAAAAAGCGUACAGAAAGAGAUAACGUGCUAGCAAUGCAAGAAUUAAUUGAAUGUGAAUUGAAAAAAGAGAAAAUUAAAGAAUUAGAAUUAAGUGAAUUACAAGCGUAUGAAGCAUCAAGGAUAUGGGCUAAACGUGAAGAAGAAUGGCGUAAUGAAACAGUUGCUAGACAAAAACUUUUACAAGAAGUAAGUUUGGUUUAUGUUAAUCGCGACAAAUGGAUAGAUUGACGAACAGCUAAUCGAUAUAUGUGACCCUUUGUCGCGAUGAUUGGCUAAUUUAAUGUAACUCUCACCACGUGAUGUGACCUUGAAUGCUCUUUAUUUCCUGUCACUCUGUUGUGUGUAUAUAUAAUUAACUGUUCAUUUUGUCCGUUCCUUCAGUACUGUUCGGUAUGUUUUUGUCCUUUCUUGAGUUACAAUGGAUUUGUGCCUUUCUUGGUGUAAUUGUACGCUUUAUUUUAUGUUUUAGAAACAGAUAAAGUUUAAGUGAAGUUACUCUGUUUUUAACUAUAGUUAAGCUAAGACUCUGUGUCGUCAGUACUGAGGACGGACUAAAUCUGUAGGCAAAACUAAUCCUACAGUUUAUUGUUUUUUAUCUAUUUAUUUCACUGUUUUUCAGUUAAACUUUAACAAACAAAUUCAAAGAAUAUCAGGGUAUUUAAUGACAAAUGAAUUGUAGCACCUAUGGUGAAAGGCUUCAACAGAUGCCCUUUUCGCCUGACAGUAAAGAUUACAUAACCCGAUAGAAAGUGGAAUGAAGGAACAACCCUGGCAGGCAAUGAACUAACUAACUACCUAUCCCCCCUCCACUCCUCCCCGAUAAAUGAACACUAAGAAAUGGAGAUGGAUUCGACAAACUCUGAGAAGAUCUCUAUACGACACCACAACAAAGGCCGUAGAAUGAAAACCAGAUGGGAAGGAAGCAGUUGGGUAUCCAUAGGUGAGACACGAAAGAGAUUAGGUCAAGGUGAAAUGAAAACUUGUGAGUGGCGGAAGAGCCAGCUAGAAUUGAUAGCAGAUGGCCGACUAUAUUCGAGAUGUUCCAGUGAAGCUGUACAUUCCACUGGGAACGCAGGGAAUGACCAAGAAAAAGGAAGGAGGACAUAUAAAUCAGAAAAGAGAUCUCCUUUUGUAACUGUGACAAAAAAUAAGCACCAACAAUUCAGCGAAGAGUCUGUUUUAUUUUUUUUUUUUUGGCGAAUUCACUCACCUAACUAAACAAUUGCCA
Trichobilharzia regenti is the source of this 2224-nucleotide messenger RNA. The record is from the annotation of a GenBank genome assembly. NCBI's taxonomy places the organism in Eukaryota, Metazoa, Platyhelminthes, Trematoda, Strigeidida, Schistosomatidae.